This is a messenger RNA of Sphaeramia orbicularis (orbiculate cardinalfish), 1071 nucleotides long. Its product is annotated as claudin-5-like. Gene Ontology annotation, molecular function: structural molecule activity. The record is from RefSeq and is a predicted model, not a curated record. The transcript has a single exon. Gene Ontology annotation, cellular component: membrane; bicellular tight junction. Bases 88 to 735 code for a protein of 215 amino acids. NCBI's taxonomy places the organism in Eukaryota, Metazoa, Chordata, Actinopteri, Kurtiformes, Apogonidae.
CGGAUUCAGUGACCAACAGGGGUAAGACUGAGGGAAAAGGACGCUUUAACUUCCAACUUUCUACAUCAGAUUAUUCAAAUAAGAACCAUGCUUGCGGCGUGUUUGGAGUUCCUGGGCCUGGCGCUGUGCGUGUCGGGCUCCCUGCUGGUGAUGAUCGCCUGUGGGUUACCCAUGUGGAAAGUGUCCGCCUUCAUCGACUCCAACAUCGUGGUGGCGCAGACCAUAUGGGACGGCCUGUGGAUGUCCUGCGUGGUCCAAAGCACAGGACAGAUGCAGUGCAAAGUCCACGACUCGGUGCUGGCCUUGUCGCAGGAUCUGCAGACUGCUCGGGCCCUGACGGUGAUCUCCGCCGUGCUGGGGGUCGUGGCCCUCACCGUGACCAUCGCCGGGGCGCAGUGCACCAACUGCAUCAAAGAUGAGACGGUGAAGGCCAGAGUGGUGAACGCGGGAGGGGUCAUCUACCUCAUCAGCGGGCUGUUCGUGCUGGUGCCUCUGUGUUGGAUGGCCAACAACAUCAUAGUGGACUUCUACGACCCCCAGGUUCCCCCGUCCAAGAAGAGGGAGAUCGGGGCGGCCAUCUACACCGGCUGGGCGGCCACGGCGCUGCUCCUGCUCGGUGGGACCCUUCUGUGCUGCUCCUUCUCCCAGGGGGUGAGAGGCACGUAUCCCAUCAAAUACUCUCCCACCAAGAGCAUCACAGCCAACGGAGAGUUUGACAAGAAACAUUAUGUAUAAACCAUUUUUAUUAUUAUUAUUGUUAUUAUUUACAUGUGGACGUUUGCUUUGGGCAGAGCAGAGGCAUGUCCAGAUAUUUCAGCCAAACUUUCUGUUGAAGUUUGAUAUGAUGUGUGCCUGUUCAUACUUUGGUGACAUUUUGGUACACUGAGGUGGUGUUCAGACGGGUCCAACUGUGUACUCAGAGCAUGACACUGUAAAAUGUGGGUACAUAGGAACGAAUGGGGCAACACUGAACUCAAUGUCUGUCUGGCAGAAGUGUAUGUGAUUGUACCAGUUUUUAUUCUACUUUUCAUCCAUCUCACCUCCCUAACACACCCUGUUCAGAAAAGGAAC